UCUCUGCUCUCGUGUGGUUUACCUGCGACGGGGAUAUCGUGUGCGCCGAACGGACCUGCUGCUUUAUCUUUCUUCUCUGCAGUGCUCCCCCCUUAUAUAUACUUACUUAUUAUCUCGUCGAACGUUGUUUUUUUUUUUUUCCUCCUCCUCCUCCCCUUCGUUCGCUCAACAAAGUCGAGGGAUCAACUGCACCGCCGACCGCUACUCGCUUUAAACAUUGGGUGCACAUCCAUCACUCGGCGACUCUUCCUCUAUACAUCGCGGGAUAUACGCACAUAAUUUUGAUACAAAUAAAAAAAAAAAAAAAAAAAAACCUAUACACCAGAUAGUCCGAAGAUGAAGCUGUGGUGGAGUUUGGCGAUAAUUGGCGUGGCCCUGCCGAUGAUGAUCGGGGCGACGGGCCCGGCAGCGGAGUCCGAGCUCUGGGAGGAGGACGACAAGGAGGUGCUCGUGAGAACCGUACGCGGCAUCAAAGAGCGCGGUGCAUCCGGCAGCGGUAGCGGAGGCAGGGGCGGCUCUCCAUCCUGCCGAUACACCAAGGGUCAGUGGUCCGAGUGCGACCACAAGAACAACAUGCGAACGCGCACUCUGUCCCUCAAAAAAGGCGAUCCAAAGUCUUGCGAGCCCACCAAGGUCAUCACCAAAAAGUGCAAGAAAGGUAAAGCCUGCCGAUACGAGAAGGGCGCGUGGACCAGCUGCAUCAACCAGAACAUGACGCGGAUCGACAACUUGAAGGCAAGUAGCGACCCGUCGUGCGAAAAAACGCACAAAAUCACCAAGGAGUGCAAAGCCGAUGCCAACUCCAAGAAAGCCACGAAAGAUCGAUCGAACAAGAAGGCUAGCAAGCAACAGUAAAGAUCGAGUAGCUCUCGUCCAUGGGCGCCCGGCGAAAAUCAGAGGCGCCGACGUCGCACGAAGCUAUACGCAAGCCGAUGAGAGUUGAGGGAUGUUAUAAAAAAAUAAGAGAGAGAGAGAGAGAGCCUCACCGCCUGGAGGGAUGUUAAUGAUAAUCAUCUUCAUCGUCAUCAUAAUCAUCAUCGUGUAAUGUCAUGUGUGUACAUCGAGACCAAAAGACGACGCAAUGUUCAAUCAAAAUUGACCGAUUACAAUUAAUAUUUAUCGUGAAUCGAGUGCGAGUCACGGCCACCUGUGGACCGACCAGUCAUUCACGAACAAAAAUGUUAACGAUACAACGUAGAGAGAUUAAAGAAAUCGGUUUCUCCCUCGUCUAUGAAUUUAUCGAGAAGGAUAAUGUUGUCGUAAGUGUAAUUUGUCGAUGAAAAUACAAGUUUCAGCGGAGAGUAAAACGUGCGCGUGUGAUGUCAAAGGUGUAGGGGCAGACGCUGCUAUUUUUUUUUUUUUUUUUUUUUUUUU
Copidosoma floridanum is the source of this 1374-nucleotide messenger RNA. RefSeq lists its product as uncharacterized. Gene Ontology annotation, cellular component: extracellular region. The record is from RefSeq and is a predicted model, not a curated record. Gene Ontology annotation, molecular function: heparin binding; growth factor activity. NCBI's taxonomy places the organism in Eukaryota, Metazoa, Arthropoda, Insecta, Hymenoptera, Encyrtidae. Gene Ontology annotation, biological process: mesoderm morphogenesis.